This is a messenger RNA of Erythranthe guttata (spotted monkey flower), 1210 nucleotides long. It is a transcript of the gene PCNA2, whose product is annotated as proliferating cell nuclear antigen 2. Gene Ontology annotation, molecular function: DNA binding; DNA polymerase processivity factor activity. Gene Ontology annotation, biological process: leading strand elongation; translesion synthesis; regulation of DNA replication. Gene Ontology annotation, cellular component: PCNA complex. Lineage: Eukaryota; Viridiplantae; Streptophyta; Magnoliopsida; Lamiales; Phrymaceae. The record is from RefSeq and is a predicted model, not a curated record.
CCACUUCCCGCCAAUCAAAAGCCCUAGAUUCCUCGGUACUCUUCUUUCUAUAUAAUCGCAGAACCCUCCCUCUCGCUCAAACCCUAACCCCAAUUUCCCCUCCAAAAAUUGCACUCACCGAACCCCCAAUUUCAGUCCGGCGAAGAAACGAAAUCAGGCGUUUGAUUAAUUGUGAUUAAAAAAAUUGAAGAGAGAUGUUGGAACUGAGGCUGGUGCAGGGGAGCUUGCUGAAGAAGGUUCUGGAAGCGGUGAAGGAUCUGGUGAACGAUGCGAAUUUCGACUGCUCCGCCACCGGAUUCUCCCUUCAGGCCAUGGAUUCCAGCCACGUGGCGCUGGUGGCGCUUCUGCUCCGGUCGGAGGGUUUCGAGCACUACCGCUGCGACCGCAACAUCUCCAUGGGUAUGAACCUCGGUAACAUGGCCAAGAUGUUGAAGUGCGCCGGAAACGAUGACAUCAUCACACUCAAGGCUGAUGACGGCAGCGAUGUUGUCACUUUUAUGUUUGAAAGCCCUACUCAAGACAAGAUUGCAGAUUUCGAGAUGAAGCUUAUGGAUAUCGACAGCGAGCAUCUUGGAAUUCCCGAAGCUGAGUACCAUGCCAUAGUCAGAAUGCCGUCUUCCGAGUUUGCAAGAAUUUGUAAAGAUCUUAGCAGCAUCGGUGACACAGUUGUGAUUUCUGUUACAAAGGAAGGUGUAAAGUUCUCAACAAGAGGAGAUAUCGGAACUGCAAAUAUCGUCUGCAGGCAAAACACCACUGUCGACAAGCCAGAGGAAGCAACUGUGAUAGAAAUGAACGAGCCAGUGUCUUUGACCUUUGCACUGAGGUACUUCAACUCGUUCACAAAGGCAACUCCGUUGUCGAACACUGUAACAUUAAGCUUGUCUUCGGAGCUUCCAGUGGUGGUUGAGUACAAGAUUGCGGAAAUGGGCUAUAUCAGGUUUUACUUGGCGCCCAAGAUUGAAGAUGAUGAUGAAGAUGCCAAACCUUGAGAUUCAUUAUUCGAGUGUUUCUUUUCCUUGGUCGUAGUUAAAUUCGCAAGCCUUGUAGGUCUUGUAUAUCUGUUUCUUCUGCAUUUUCUUGAUGUAAUUGUCGACACUAUGUUUGAUUUCCUUGGUGUUUUUCGAACACUGUUCUUAUGCUGCUACUGCUUAUGCUCUAGAAAGUAAGAAGGAAGUAUUGCAAUUAGAGCUGCAUUGUUUGAUUUGUAUUA